GACACAGGGGCCCUUUGUGCGGGGCCUGAGCUGCCUCCUAUGUCCCGGUGCUGUCGGCUCCUGGGGAACAUGCCGGGGCUCCUCCUUUCCACGCUGCUGGGCGCUGCUCUGGUGCAGUUCUGCGGCCAGGCGCAGGGGGGCGCGCCAUCGGCCGCGGCGCCGGAAGCCAGGCCCAGAGGAGAACUAGGAGAACCGGAAGUGCAGCCGCGCCGACAGUUCUGUCACUGGCCCUGUAAAUGCCGCGGUGCGCAGCCCAGCUGCCCUCCGGGAGUGAGCCUGCUGAGGGACGGCUGCGGGUGCUGUAAGAUCUGUGCCAAGCAACCGGGGGACAUCUGCAAUGAAGCCGACCUCUGUGACCCCCACAAAGGGCUCUACUGUGACUACUCAGCCGACAGGCCUCGCUUCGAGACCGGCGUGUGCGCACACCUUAUAGCUGUGGGAUGCGAGUUCAACAGGGUACAUUAUCAGAAUGGCCAAGUCUUUCAGCCCAGCCCCCUGUUUAGCUGCCUCUGUGUGAGUGGGGCCAUUGGAUGCACACCUUUGUUCAUACCAAAGCUGGAUGACAGUCGCUGCUCUGGCACUAAAGGUAGAAAGAAGUCUGAUCAGUCCAACUGUGGCCUGGGACCCUUCCAAAAGCAGCUUUCAGCAAGCUACAAAGCAAUGCCAGCUUAUAGGAAUCUCCCACUUGUUUGGAAGAGAAAAUGUCUUGUGCAAGCAACAAAGUGGACCCCUUGCUCCAGAACAUGUGGGAUGGGAAUAUCCGAUCGGGUCACCAAUGAAAAUAGCAACUGUGAAAUGAGAAAAGAGAGAAGACUGUGUUAUAUUCAACCUUGUGACAGUAAUAUAUCAAAGAGAGUAAAGAUCCCCAAAGGAAAAACGUGCCAACCUACUUUCCAACUGCUCAAAGCUGAAAAAUUCGUCUUUUCUGGAUGCUCAAGCACUCAGAGUUAUAAACCCACUUUCUGUGGAGUAUGCUUGGAUAAGAGAUGCUGUAUCCCUAAUAAGUCUAAAAUGAUUACCAUUCAAUUUGAUUGCCCAAACGAAGGGUCAUUUAAGUGGAAGAUGCUGUGGAUUACAUCUUGCGUAUGUCAAAGGAACUGCAGAGAGCCAGGAGAUAUAUUUUCUGAGCUCAAGAUCCUAUAAAACCUAGUAUAUAUGGGAAAAGUUAAGUUUAGGUAAUCAUGUCAUUACAUAAGGAAAUUAGAGUGGUUUUAAAAGGGUGGCACAUCUACCUUACCGAUUUAAAAAAGGGAAGAAUACUUACCUAUUCUCAGAUGACUCUAUUUAAGGCAUUAGAGGCUAUUUAAAAUGUUCUCUUAAAAAUAUAUGUAAAACUUGGUUAGCUCUUUCUGCUCAUUGGUCUUGUCCCUCUGCUUUAAUAAAAGCUUUUUUGCACCAAAAAUAUCUAUAUAUGUAUAUAUGUAUGUAUAUAUAUAGCUUAAAAUUCUUAAAAGUGAACUCUUGUUUAAAAUGUGUAAUUAUGAAAUACACAGAUAGUUGCUUCCAUCUCCAUAUUCCAUACAUAAUGGAAAAAUUAAUACAAUUUACAAGAAAGCAUUUUAUUUUAUAAAAUAAUCUAAAAUACUUUGUUGAAGAUGUGUAAAAAGUUUAGAACUUUUUUAACACUUUAUUUUUAAAAACUUUAUCUGUACUUUGACAGUGUAGCCUAGGAUUCCAUCAGAUGAUAAUUACACAGUGAGCAAGAUUCUGGGUUUACGUCUUAAAUAGGAAUAAGAUUAAAUUGCAAAUAUAAUUUCCACUACCCUAUCCUGAGUAUCAGUUUAUUAAGAUUUCUUUUAAAAGAAGAAAAUAGAACUACUUUGGCCAUUAUUGACAACUGUAAAGUAUAGAAACUUUACGAAAUACUGUAAAAAAUGAAAUUUCCAGGGGCGCCUGGGUGGCUCAGUGGGUUAAAGCCUCUGCCUUCGGCUCAGGUCAUGAUUCCAGGGUCCUGGAAUCGAGCCCCGCAUCAGGCUCUCUGUUCAACAGG
Lutra lutra (Eurasian river otter) is the source of this 1990-nucleotide messenger RNA. RefSeq names its product cellular communication network factor 6 (gene CCN6). The coding region runs from base 40 to 1143 and encodes 367 amino acids. Gene Ontology annotation, molecular function: heparin binding; integrin binding. The record is from RefSeq and is a predicted model, not a curated record. NCBI's taxonomy places the organism in Eukaryota, Metazoa, Chordata, Mammalia, Carnivora, Mustelidae. Gene Ontology annotation, cellular component: extracellular matrix; extracellular region. The transcript has 5 exons. Gene Ontology annotation, biological process: signal transduction; cell adhesion.